Messenger RNA from Leptonychotes weddellii (Weddell seal), 1370 nucleotides. RefSeq names its product melanoma-associated antigen B10-like. Gene Ontology annotation, biological process: negative regulation of transcription by RNA polymerase II. Gene Ontology annotation, cellular component: nucleus. NCBI's taxonomy places the organism in Eukaryota, Metazoa, Chordata, Mammalia, Carnivora, Phocidae. The record is from RefSeq and is a predicted model, not a curated record.
CUUUUCUGCUCCGUGGGAGGUGAGCUCUUGCCCCGAGAAGGACGGCGGCGCAGCCGAGGGAGGAAUCCAAGCUCUGCCCCAGGUUACCAAAUCAUCUAUUGUCUUUUCCACACUCGUGCCUGCUCUCCCUGACCAGAAUCAUCAUGCCUCGCGGCCAGAAGAGUAAGCUUCGUGCCCGUGAAAAACGCCGCCAGGCUCGAGAAGAGACAGGGCAUGUGGUGGCUGCUCAAGCCACUGUACCAGAGGAAGAAGAGUCCCCCUCUUCUCCUUCUCCUCAUUUCAAAGAUGCUCCCCAGAGCUCAUCUGCCACUGGAACACCCAGCAAUCCUCAAGUUACUGGGAGAGUCCGCUCCACCAGCACUACUACUGCAGCUGCUUCAAACACAAGAUUUAAUGAAGGUGCCAACAAUCAAAUGGAGAAGCCAAAUGCCUCACAGGCCAGGGAUACCACUGAGCACUGGCACAGAAGUCCUGUAGACAAGAAGGUUGCUAUGUUGGUAUACUACCUGCUCUACAAGUAUCAAAUGAAAGAGCCCGUUACCAAGGCAGAUAUGCUGAAAAAUGUAAUCCAGAUUAACAAGAAUCACUUCCACGAGAUCCUCCAGAAAGCUUCUGAGCACUUGGAGCUGGUUUUUGGCCUUGAUGUGAAGGAAGUGGAUCCCAACAGGAACACCUAUGUUCUUGUCAACAAAUUGGAAUCCACCUAUGAUGGGAGAGUAAAUGAUAAUGGAGGUGUGCCCAAGACUGGCCUGUUGAUGACCGUCCUGGGCGUGAUCCUCACAAAGGGCAACUGUGCCACUGAAGAGCAAGUCUGGGAAGUGCUGAAUAUGAUGGGGUUAUAUGAUGGAAUGAAGAAUUUCAUCUAUGGGGAGCCCAGGAAGCUCAUCACCCAAGAUUGGGUGAAAGAAGAAUACCUGGAGUACCGGCAGAUAGCCAACAGUGAUCCUCCACGCUAUGAGUUCCUGUGGGGUCCCAGAGCCCAUGCUGAGACCAGCAAGAUGAAAGUCCUAGAGUUUGUGGCCAAGAUUCAUGAUACCGUCCCCACUGCCUUCCCAUCCUGGUAUGAAGAGGCUCUGAGAGAUGAGGAAGAGCGAGCCCGAGCCAAGGUUGUAGCCAAGGCUUGUACUGCUGCUAUGGCCAGUGCACGCUCCAGGGCCAUGGCCAGCAGCUUCUCCUGCCGCAAGUGAAGUUUGAGGAAGGUUAUUACUAUGUGUUUGAAGAGAACAGCUAAUGUUCUCAUUAGUGAAAGGUCAGGGUGGGGCUGGAGACAAGAGAGUACAUAACACGUUUGUGUUCCUAUUUUAGGUAGUAACCUGGAUAUUUGUCUAAAUGUUGUUUUUUUUGUUUUGUUUUCUUUUUUGAGAGAGAGA